CCGAGACACGCCCCACUCACGUGAUGCAGCUCGUGCGGCGAUCCUGGAAGCCGACGGGCUCAGUGGCGAACCUGGCUCUGGGUUUGGCGUCUGCGUAGUGGGGAGAUGUUCUCGGCGGGCGAGGACAGCCUGCUUCACCAAGCCAGGGAGAUUCAGGAUGAGGAGCUGCAGAGGUUCUGCUCUCGAGUCAGCAAGCUGCUGCAGGAGGACCUGGGACCAGCCACCGUGGAUGCCCUGCAAAGACUCUUCCUCAUCGUCUCAGCCACCAAGUACACCCGCAGGCUGGAGAAGACGUGUGUGGACCUGCUGCAAGCCACUCUGUCCUUGCCCACAUGCUCUGAGCAGGUCCAAGUCCUCUGUGCUGCUAUCCUGAGAGAGAUGUCACCCUCCAACAGCCUGACCCUGUCCUGUGAUCACAUCCAGAGCCCCCGUCAGCUGAGCCUGGUAGCGUCUGUGCUCUUGGCCCAGGGCGACAGAAGAGAGGAGGUCAGAAGCGUGGGCCGGCACGUCUUCACCGUCCUGGAGAGCCGGCAACCCGAGGGGCCCAGUCUCAGGCCCCUCCUGCCCGUCCUGUCCAAGGUCAUGGGCCUGGCCCCGGAGACCCUCCAGGAAGACCAGACCACCCUGCUCAACAAGAGGCUAGUAGACUGGCUGCGCUAUGCCCGUAUCCAGCAGGGCAUCCCGCACUCGGGGGGCUUCUUCUCCACACCCAGGGCGAGGCAGCCAGGCCCCAUCACCGAGGUGGACGGAGCAGUGGCCUCGGACUUCUUCACGGUGCUGUCCACAGGCCAGCACUUCACAGAGGACCAGUGGCUGAACAUGCAGGCCUUCUCCAUGCUGCAGGCAUGGCUGCUGCUCAGUGGCCCUGAGGGCCCAGGCAUCCCAGACACAGAGGACAAGUCUGAGCUGGAGGGCUCCACCCUCUCCGUGCUCUCUGCUGCCUCUGCUGGCCGCCAGCUGCUCCCUCAGGAGCGUCUAAGGGAAGUGGCCUUUGAGUACUGCAAGCGCCUCAUUGAGCAGAGUAACCGGCGAGCCCUGAGGAAGGGGGACUCUGACCUCCAGAAAGCGUGCCUGGUGGAAGCCGUGCGGGUGCUGGAUGUGCUGUGCCGGCAGGACCCCUCCUUCCUGUACCGCAGCCUCUCCUGCCUCAAGGCUCUGCGCGGGCAGCUAGGCCAGGACCCGGGCAGUGAGCGGGCACUGCUGCCACUUGCCCAGUUCUUCCUCAACCACGGGGCGGCAGCUGCCGUGGACUCAGAAGCCAUCUACCAGGACCUCUUCACCAGGCUCCCAUCUGAGCUCUUCUACAGACCUGUGCUGGCCUUCGAGGUCGUCCGGUUCUGCCGGGACAACUUUCCCCUGUUCGACCUUCACCUCCUUGGCCUUCUGAAGCUGAGCUUUCCUAACCUCUUUAAGCUCCUGGCGUGGAACAGCCCACCCCUCACGGCUGAGUUUGUGGCUCUCUUCCCUGCCCUGGUGGACGCUGGCACAGCCGUGGAAAUGCUGCACUCCCUGCUGGAUCUGCCCUGCCUGACGGCCGCCCUGGACCUACACCUCAGGUCAUCACAGAUGCCAUCUGAAAGGCCGCUCUGGGACACCUCCCUCAGGACCCCUGGCUUCCUGGAGGCCUUCCGGGACCCGCAGUUCCAGCCACUCUUCCAGCACCUGCUGCGCACCAAGGCCAGCGGCUCCACAGAGAGGCUAGUGCCACUCUACCAGCUGCUGCAGCCCAUGACCAGCUGUGCCCGGGUGGCCCAGUGCGCCCAGGCGGUGCCGACCCUGCUCCAGGCCUUCUUCUCCUCUGUAACCCAGGUUGCCAGCGGGAGCCUGACCAACCAGCUGGCACUGCUGGUCCUGGAGAGAAGCAGUGCCCUUUACCAGGUCCCACAGUACCAGGCCCAUGUGCACAGGGUGCUGAGCUCCCAGUUCCUGGCCCUUUGCAAGCAGAAGCCAUCUCUGGUGCUGGAGCUGGCACGGGAGCUCUUGGAGCUUGUGGGCAGCGUGAGCAGCAUCCAGAGCAGGGCGGGCAUGUUCACCUGUGUGGUGUGGGCCAUCGGCGAGUACCUGUCAGUGACCUAUGACCGGCGAUGCACCGUGGAGCUGAUCAACAAGUUCUUUGAGGCCCUGGAGGCCCUGCUCUUUGAAGUCACCCAGUCCCGUCCCUCAGCCGACCUGCCCCGGUGCCCACCCCAGGUUGUCACAGUACUCAUGACCACGCUGACCAAGCUGGCCUCGCGGAGCCAGGAUCUCAUCCCCAGGGUCUCUCUGUUCCUGUCAAAGAUGAGGACCCUGGGCCAGAAUGCAGCCACCAGCUCUGUGUACAGUGAGGAGGACGCGGAAGCCAUCCGCACACGUGCCACAGAGCUGCGGAGCCUGCUCAGGAUGCCCAGCGUGGCCCAGUUUGUGCUCUCACCAAGUGCAGAGGUGUGCCGACCCCGCUAUCACCGUGACACCAACACAGCCCUGCCUCUGGCCCUGCGCACGGUCAGCCGGCUGGUGGAGAGAGAGGCCAGCCUCCUGCCAGGGUGAAAGGGCCGUGACCCAGUGGACAUCGACAGGUUGACUGCAGCCCUCAGUGAAGGGCUGGGCCUGCAAGCCUGGUGUUAGGUCCCAGCCAGCGGCUUUGAUGAUAAGAGAGCAGUGGAAGGGAGAGUGGACCUGGCCCGCAGCGAUGCCUCAGCCUGGCCUCUUUCCAGCUUUCUGGGCUUUGUCUUUUAACCCUGUCCCCACAGCCGAGCUGCACUGUGGAGCAGCUGUGGGCGGUCUUGGCCUUUUCUCAGGCUCGGUGGAAGCUGAUCAAUGUCCUGCUGUUCCCUGUUCUGGGGCAAGGAGAGAUGCAGCAAAAAUAAACCUUCAGAAUGCU
This is a messenger RNA of Fukomys damarensis (Damara mole-rat), 2860 nucleotides long. RefSeq names its product adaptor related protein complex 5 subunit zeta 1 (gene Ap5z1). The record is from RefSeq and is a predicted model, not a curated record. The transcript has 17 exons. Lineage: Eukaryota; Metazoa; Chordata; Mammalia; Rodentia; Bathyergidae. Gene Ontology annotation, cellular component: AP-5 adaptor complex. Bases 106 to 2526 code for a protein of 806 amino acids.